AUGGCAAUUUUAACUAUUCGUUUAAUCAGAUCUUUUACAUAUCGAGUUAUUAAGUAUUUAGUUUUAUGCGAAAUUAAUCUUGAAAAAACAACAGUAAAAGACCUUCAGACACUUAUUUUUAAUGAAAUUUAUAAAAACCCGGAAUAUAAAGCUUAUCAACUACCCAAAUUUGAUACACUUAAAAUAUAUGUUCAUUCACAAAGUGCCAAGACAUCAAAUAGAAUUAUUAAUUUGGACCAUGAUGAAUGGAUACUAGAUCCAUGUAUGACACUUGAACGUUGCGGUAGAAUGAAACAGAAUUAUCUUUCUUUAAUCGAUCAGAAUAUGAACAGUUUAAAGCAAAUCCCCAAGAAAAGUGGUGAUUAA
This is a messenger RNA of Pneumocystis murina B123, 366 nucleotides long. RefSeq lists its product as hypothetical. The record is from RefSeq and is a predicted model, not a curated record. NCBI's taxonomy places the organism in Eukaryota, Fungi, Ascomycota, Pneumocystomycetes, Pneumocystales, Pneumocystaceae. The transcript has 5 exons. The coding region runs from base 1 to 366 and encodes 121 amino acids.